AUGGAUGACGAUUACUCACAGUUCAGACAAGUAGUUAACAGAAUUGACUCAUUUUUCUUUCUUUUUUUCGUUUUUUUGAUACAGGAUGAUAACAGAGCACAGAAACGAGUAACUUUGAUGGUCAUUGUCACUGUCAUUUUUGGGAUCUGCUAUGAACUCAUGUCAGUCAUCUAUGUUUUAAGGAAAUUUACAUCCUACAACAUUGGCCCUGUCUUAGUCUCCGUUUCUUUCAUGAUGGUGUUGUGCAACUCUGCUGUCAAUCCGUUUGUGUAUGCAUUGUUAAACAGACAGUUCAGGGAGAAAAUUUAA
Pocillopora meandrina is the source of this 309-nucleotide messenger RNA. The record is from the annotation of a GenBank genome assembly. NCBI's taxonomy places the organism in Eukaryota, Metazoa, Cnidaria, Anthozoa, Scleractinia, Pocilloporidae.